Messenger RNA from Candida dubliniensis CD36, 876 nucleotides. Its product is annotated as F-actin-capping protein subunit beta. Gene Ontology annotation, molecular function: actin filament binding. NCBI's taxonomy places the organism in Eukaryota, Fungi, Ascomycota, Pichiomycetes, Serinales, Debaryomycetaceae. The record is from RefSeq and is a predicted model, not a curated record. Gene Ontology annotation, cellular component: F-actin capping protein complex; cytoplasm; actin cortical patch. Bases 1 to 876 code for a protein of 291 amino acids. The transcript has a single exon. Gene Ontology annotation, biological process: barbed-end actin filament capping; cell morphogenesis; actin cytoskeleton organization.
AUGGACAAAUUUGACUCAUCGUUAGACUUAAUCAGAAGAUUGGAUCCACGUUCCAUAACUACCAAUUUAUCCAACAUCUGUGCAUUAAUUUCUGAAGACGAGGAAUUGGUUGCCGAUCUAUUAUCUUCUGUGGAUACCCCAUUAACAACUUCAACAUGUUUGAAAUCAGGUAAAGAUUACUUGUGUUGUGACUAUAAUCGUGAUGGUGAUAGUUACCGUUCACCAUGGACUAAUAUAUAUUACCCUGAGUUGUCACUGCAAGAUGUGAAUGAUGCACCUUAUCCUUCUUCAAUAUUACGUGAUUUGGAAAUCAAAGCUAAUGAUUCAUUCGACAUUUAUCGAGACUUAUACUAUGAAGGUGGUAUAUCAAGUGUUUACUUGUGGGAUACUUCUGAAGAAGAUGAGGAGGUAGAUUCCACAACAGCAUUACAAAACGGAUUUGCUGGCGUCGUCUUGUUCAAGAAAGAAACCGAAGACAAGUCGGGCAAUUGGGAUAGUAUUCAUGUCUUUGAAGUUGUUCCACAAUCUAAAAAUAGAUAUUUGUAUAAACUCACAACUUCAGUUGUUUUAAACUUGGAAAACAAAAAGCAAGUGGGUGGUAAUUUAGGACUUGCUGGCAAUUUAACCAGACAAUUGGAACAGGAACAAUCAAUUGAGCUAGAUGGUUCCAUUAAUCCAGAAACUAGUCAUUUGAUUAAUUUGGGUCAAUUGGUUGAAAAGCUGGAGUAUAACAUUAGAAAUUUGUUGCAAGAAGUGUAUUUUGACAAAUUGAAAGAUAUUAUGUUGAAAGAUUUAAGAUCAAUGGGCGAUAUAAACGAUAAAAAGUUAGAUGAUUUGAAACAAAAUGCUAUUAUUAAAGGAUUACAGGGUUUAUAA